AACCAAUGGGCGGUACAGAUGUCAGCACCCCAGAAACCAGGAAGUAGGCGGGUCUUCAUUCCCCAGGGACACAGCCUACUUGGUAGAGGUGAGACAGGGAAAAGAGGAAACACAAGGGUGACAGCGACAGCCGUGACAAACGUAAUACUCCCGGUAAACCCUGGACAUCCUUGGGACCUAAAAACAACUCUGGAUAAGUGGACCUUUAGACAGCAGUGCUUUCCAAUGCCAAGAAUGAUCUUUCAAUUGCAUUGCAUGCAUAUUUUCAGGAGAUCAAUUGAGCAGCCAGCUGUGGUUGUUAGAGCCUCUGUUGAUCUCAGUGACAGACAAAUGAGGAAGCUGACACUACUAGCUUGAAAUAUCCCACAUUUAUCUGCUCAUAAACUGAAUUGUGAAAUCAGGUGAAAGCAUAUCUUCAUUUUAUUCUUUUGAUGGAAAUUUAUCCUUUUUUAAGUAGGGUGCUGUGACGUGGAGGCCGAAUAUCUACAGUACAUUAGGACGUUCAUGCAUAUUUUAAAAAACAAUGGAAAGUAAUUUGUUCUUUUGGAGAUGUACAGGCAUUCAUCUGUUUAUGUAUGUUAAUAACAUAGAGGAAGGAAGCCAGGCCGGCUGGAAUCAACUGACUCACACAACUGUGGUAACCUCAACUGAACAGACAGAUCAACCAAGCAGCUAUGUGUUUAACAGCAGGAGCGAGAGGGUUUCUUGUCUUCCUCAUCUCUGUGUCAGUGGUACAGGGUCAGGAUGGCUGGAGAGUGACUUACACCUCUACUCAGAUCUGUGCCUUAAAAGGAUCAACAGUGGAAAUAAGAUGUACCUACACAUACCCAUCCAGAAUAAAUGGCCGUGAUACUAAAUUUGAGGAAACAUUCUGGUUUACUAAAUUCCAGGAUAAAGAACCGGUGGAUCUGAGAACAGACUCAAAGUAUGCAGGUCGUGUGGAGUAUCACUGUGAUAAAAAAGACUGCACUAUGAGAAUCACAGACCUGAGAGAGAGCGACUCAGCUGAGUACAAGUUCAGGUUCAUAACAAACCAGCCAGAUGGAAGAUUUACUGGUUCACCUGGAGUCACUCUGUCUGUCACAGUUUUGCAGGUGCAGUGGAGCAGGUUGAAAUCAUGCCUGUAUAAAGACUGUAUACAGGCACAGGUUAAGUGUCACAGCAGCUGUCAUCUAUCUGAUCAAACCUCCUACAUCUGGUACAAGAAUGGACAGAAAAUUGACAAAGAAGCACCUUCUUAUUCAGACUACUUUUAUUCUGCAGACAGCUAUUCCUGUGCCCUUACAGGACAUACGGAUUUUCCUUCUCCUUCAGUGUGUGUCUAUCGUCAAACCUGCAACAGAGUGACUUACACUGACAGAAGCAUCUGUGCCUUCAAAGGCUCAUCAGUGGACAUUUCUUGUACUUACAACAGUUAUGACACAUAUAUCAGAUCUAGAUUCUGGUUCAGACCUGUACGUAGUCUUCAGUGGCAGAAUCCCUCACAGCCUGAGGACCUUAGUGAAGACUCCCAGUAUGCAGGUCGUGUUCAGGUCCUUGAAACAGAGAGAGGACGCUCCACUCUGAGAAUCACUGACCUGAGAGAGAGCGACUCAGCUGAGUAUCGACCAGAAGGCAUCUAUCAUUUUACCUCCAUCAGCUCCAUGGACAGUGGGAUCUACUACUGCAAGUCUGAGAAUCAGUACAGAGAGAUCAACUCUACUAUUCUCGACUUAGAUGUCCAGUGUGAGUAG
This is a messenger RNA of Micropterus salmoides (largemouth bass), 1733 nucleotides long. RefSeq lists its product as uncharacterized. Lineage: Eukaryota; Metazoa; Chordata; Actinopteri; Centrarchiformes; Centrarchidae. The transcript has 6 exons. The coding region runs from base 675 to 1733 and encodes 352 amino acids. The record is from RefSeq and is a predicted model, not a curated record.